Molecule: messenger RNA, 2430 nt
Organism: Mycena citricolor
Lineage: Eukaryota; Fungi; Basidiomycota; Agaricomycetes; Agaricales; Mycenaceae
Source: the annotation of a GenBank genome assembly
AUGGGCUCUAUGAUAUUGAAAUCGAUUGUACAUCCCAUGCCAGUGCUUGCCUCGUAGCGGUCAUACUUUCAAAACAAAGAUGGCACAAAACGCUGGGCCAAAACUCUGAGCGCGGUGCCUACAUUGCGCGGGCCUGGUUCCUGGUUCCUCGCCGCUCACUUUCCGAGGAAAUUGGGACUGCGCCGAGUCAGUCCCGUCGGACCGGCGUACGGCAUGAUAGGUACCGACCACCGCCAUUCGGGCUCCCAAGCCGGCGGUGACGUGCGCACUCCUGUAUGUCCAAUCGAUGUUCGCCGUACGCGCCGCACGGCAUCGAAAUCCACGAACAGCCCCCGAGUGGUUCGUUCUCCGCGUAGCGACCGAACGAUGCGAGCUGAUGCAAUAGAGUUUUUGCAGUCGAGUCGUGUUUGCCGGUCUGGCACAGAUUAUUAAAUUAAACAGCGCCCCUGUGUUUGUCGAUCACUUUGACGGCAACUAACGCGGAAGACAUGACAUCGGGUGGCUGUGCGGGGUCUAGAGCGCCAUCGACCAACCUCUGAAAGUCACUUGACCAGCUUUGAGCCGCUCUGGACCUACAACGACCCGAACGUUUCCAAUCAGAACCUGACUGAAGAAGGUGGCCAUGUUCGGCCUUUCAACUCGCUCGAGUCAUCGAGUGUGGUCUUCCACGUGCCACGAUGGGAAGCGGUUGGAGACGGACAGGGAUGGUUGAGGGGCGUGAUGCGUUUUCCUCCAUAGGGGUAACCUAAAUCCGAUCGCGGUGGAGAUUCACGCGUGCGGCGCAUAUAUAAUCAGUGCGCUCGAUAACCUAAAGCGUGAGCCUGACCUCUGUGUCGUCGACGUUCGUUCCCAUCCCCCGCUCCCGCCUCCGCCCCCCGCCUCAGGCCUCGACCAUCAUGGGCCAGUUCGAUCUUUCUUUGGGAUGUUUGUUGUUCUCCUCUUGGGCAAACAUGAUUCUAUUGACCCUUGAGAUCGCCCAGAUCUACCAAUAUUUCCAGAAAUAUCCCAAGGACAACUUGUUCAACAAGGGCUCCGUUAUAUUCGCACUGUGCUCAGAUCUGACGACUGUGUUUGCGUGUUUAUCUGUGAACUACCUCUACCUCGUCACGCAUUGGGGGUCGAACGACUAUCUUCUCACCCAGCCGUGGUGCAUCGCUGUCUACGUCGUGAGCACCGCCAUCAGCUCGGCCAUCACCCAGACAUGGCUCUCGCGCAUGGUGUACAACCUGACGAAGCAGUGGAUCUGGCUCCCCAUCAUCUGGCUGUUCAUCGUCGGCGGUCUGACAGGCGCAGCCGCCACCGGUGGAUUGCUCGUCAUCGACGCGUCGUAUGCCGCCCGCGCAGGCUUGAUCAAAUGGGUGACGCUCUGGCUCGCGGGCUGCGUCGUGGCGGACACAGUCAUCACAGUUGUGCUUGUUGCCAAGUUCCGAACCAUGAAGUCUACGUUCCAAGACACGAAGAGUCUGCUGCGUCGGCUCUCGCUUGAAGCCGUGCGGAAUGGAUCCAUCACCACAGUCAUGACUAUCAUCACGCUCGUCAUCUUCACUCAGCAACCGGGCGAGAACUGUGCGUGUUUCCCAGCUCGAUCUGCGUCCGCCUUUUUCAUGACUCGUUCCAGCGGCUGUCAUGAUCGAGAUGACGAUCGGGCGCGUGUACACGCUGUCGAUGCUGUCCAAUCUCAACAACCGCUCCAUGCUCACCGGCGACUCCCAGCUCUCGGGCUCGCGCAAGGCGGGCGGCAACAACACGCAUCACGACCAUCAAACUCCGACGAUGCUCCGCAUCCGGCAGGACGUCGAGACGCACUACCAGAUCGACUCGGAUCCCAUCCAGAUGGGCGCGAUGCAGAAGGGCCGCGAGGCGGCGGCGAACUCCGACGGGACGUCCGAAGUCGAUCUGGUCGUCAAGACCAAGACCGACGAGGUGUAUGCCGGUUAUUGAGCUGGCCCGCCCUGAGGCGCUUUGAUUCGCUCUUUACACACGUCUUUCAUUUAUCUUUCCCAGGGUGGUUUCUCGGGUGGGAAUAAGCACGUAGAGCACGACGCAAUGCAUUCUUUGGCGAUGCGGGUUUCGCAAUUGCUCGGCGACUAAAAUGUUAUGCAUCGGGCCACAACGUGUUCGGCCAACCAUGAAGGUCGAGAGCGCCUGCGGGGAAUCCUAAUCCCGGAUGUUUGUGUCGCACCGAAGAAAUGCCGCUGGUUCUGGAGCUGGCAUUAUCAUCGACAAUAGUCUCUCACGCGAGCUUCGAUCUUCGACAAAUGGCGCAAUGCCAGUGACUGGAAAUAAGACGGUUGCCAUCGGCCUACCGACGAUCCUCACCUGCAAAUGUUUGUCUCCAGCUCGAAGAUCCCCGAGCCUUCGCCGAGCCCAUUGAGUGCGUGGAUUGAGGGGGCUCCAGACUCGGGCCGCUCAUGAAUUCGAGAUGCUGUG